AUGUUGUUAGGUUUCACUAGACUCGAGAAACCAAGGAGAGCAGCUCAUACGCAUUGGAUACUAUUCGCCUUGGUUGUGGGCACCAUCUUGGCAUUGUUUGCCAUGGUGGAUAGUUUCUACCUGCACCUAUUUAAAUCAGCACAGAGACAAGAGCAGCAGCAAUGUGCCAUGAGCUAUGCAUAUCCCACUUUUACUGAGAUUACAAAUAAGCCGAAUUCAGCCCUGUCAGCCAAAUACAAGCUGUACCUGUACCGUGAGGGCUAUUUGGAUGGACCUGAUCAGUUGUAUGGCGUGCCUGCAUUGUUCAUCCCAGGUCAGGCAGGAAGUCAUAAGCAAAUACGAUCCUUGGCUUCGACAACAACACACUUGUAUUAUGAUGGAAAAUCAGACCGAAAUAUAGAUUAUUUUACCGUCGAUUUGAACGAGGAGCUGUCAGCUUUAAGUGGACAAACAUUGCUGGAUCAAGCAGAGUACAUGAACCAAGCGGUGGCAAAAAUACUGUCCUUGUAUGAACAUCAUCCCAACAGACCAACAUCUGUCCUCAUCAUAGGCCAUUCUAUGGGCGGCCUUGUAGCGCGCACUAUGUUUAUGCUACCAAGCUAUAUUCCCAACAGCAUCACCAACAUGAUCACGCUUGCUACGCCUCAUACGGCAGCUCCACUCCUACUAGACGCUGCUAUUUACAAGACCUACAAGAGAUUGACUCAGUUUUGGACAAACAACAAAUUUGACAACCUUACCUUGAUAUCUAUCGCUGGAGGAUGUUUGGAUAGCAUUGUCCAUUCUGACGGUGUCAACACAGCUAGUUUUAUACCAGCUACCCAUGGAUUCACCACAUACACGACAUCCAUUCCAGGCGUCUGGACAGGCACAGAUCAUAUGGCAAUACUGUGGUGUAAUCAAUUCAUUCGUAUAUUAGCUUCAACACUAUUAGAGACGGUACAAGUAGCAUCGGUAGAGGAGCGUAUGCAAAUUUACAAGCGUAAUCUGUUGAAUGGUAGAGAUGAUUCCGUGAUUAGCCGUCAGAACACAAAUGUGGAAGUGAAUGAAGUGGAAAUCAAGGCAUUAGAAAACACAACCAGCCCUAUUCUGUUCAAUAUGCAGCAAAAGACAAUGACACUGAUAGAAUCUCCAGCAUCAAAGCUACAACUGCUGACAAAUAUCCAUAGAAGCGAUGAUAAUUGCUGGUCAAUCGUCCAAUGUCAUGAUGGAAACAACUGCAAAUAUACCGUGCCUCAAGUGACAGUCUUGCUAUCAGCCUCUGCAGAAAACUUGAUCGACUCUACACCAUUCCGCCUACUCAGCAUUGACACUAUCAGCAGUAAUUUCAUUGGUAUUAUCCAGCACUGCCAAAUGCCAGUAGACACAUUUAUCCAACUAUACCAAGACACACCUACUAUACAUAAAAACAGCGUCUGGAGCAUUAUGCGAAGCGGGGUGUUCUUCACUGUGGAUCCCCUUCACGCAACGCAUGUGUUUCCACUAAUUCGCAACUCACUUUUUGCCUUCGAUGUCAAGGUAGCUUCACUGACAGGUCAAGGCCUUUACAAACCAAUGAUGAAACAAACUAUCAACAAUGUAGAAACCAAAUAUUACCGCCAUUUAGAGGCAAAUCAAUCUGAGAGAAUCACAUUCCAUCAAGAGGUAGACACAAAUCACCAGGGCUUAUUGCUUCAGUUCUUUACAGAUAGACAAGCCAUGGAUAUUGAAAUCAAGCUGGACUGGUAUGGUACUUUGGGUAGAUGUGUGCUUCGCUAUGGCGCUAUUCUGGCCAACUUUCUCUGGGUAUCUUCCCUGAUGAUUCUCUUGACGCAGGCCAAUACAUAUGCUCUCAAUGGAAAGCGUGAAUUUGUUGCUUAUCCGAUCGCAAUAGUGCAAUGUGUCAAGGGACCCUUCUUACAACUCAUUGCUUUACUCAUCAUUACAGUAGCCAUCAUCAGCUGCUUGCCAGUUGACUCUUCAAUAGUCAGUCUAUUCGUAACAAAAUACAUGCUGUUUGGCAGUAAUGAUUGGCUAUUUGGCGGCUUAUUGGUUCUAACAUUUGCACUGAGUGUUGGUCUGAAUGCUGUCAUCUGGCUCUUGGUAUCACUCUUGACUCUGAUCCUCAGCACACCAAUGCAAUUCAUGCGUUCCAGUGAUGUGUCCACAUCAGUUACAUCGACACGGUUCCUUGUCCAUGUGGGUAUCGUUGUUGGAUUACUCAGUUUCCUCCCCUCAGCCGUAAUUUUCACACUGUAUUUCAGCUUUUGGUUAUUAUUGACAUGCUCUGCUCGCAAUGCUGCUCGCUCUGAUCUGCCAUUGUUCCAAAACAUCUACAAGUAUAGACAAUCAUGGCUCAUCUUUCUGAUCUCCCUUUUACCAUAUUAUAUUCCACAUCUCAUUGUGUUCAUCAAGAACAUGCUGAUCGGCUGGACAUACCAACUACCAGAGUCUAAGCUCACUCUUGUUCAAGAUGUCCCUGUGCUCAUGACAUUGGCAUUCUUGGUAACUGUAGGCAGAAAUCCAGACGUAACCAACUCAAGAUACCUCACACCUACCAUCUAUAUUUUAAACUGUAUCAUCACCUACCAAAUGCUAUUUGGAUUCCUACACCCUUUCAUAUUAUCUCAUUUCAUCUAA
Messenger RNA from Mucor velutinosus, 2619 nucleotides. RefSeq lists its product as uncharacterized. The transcript is spliced from 4 exons. The record is from RefSeq and is a predicted model, not a curated record. Gene Ontology annotation, molecular function: phosphatidylinositol deacylase activity. Gene Ontology annotation, cellular component: endoplasmic reticulum. NCBI's taxonomy places the organism in Eukaryota, Fungi, Mucoromycota, Mucoromycetes, Mucorales, Mucoraceae. Gene Ontology annotation, biological process: endoplasmic reticulum to Golgi vesicle-mediated transport; GPI anchor metabolic process. The coding region runs from base 1 to 2619 and encodes 872 amino acids.